Messenger RNA from Macrosiphum euphorbiae (potato aphid), 684 nucleotides. The record is from the annotation of a GenBank genome assembly. NCBI's taxonomy places the organism in Eukaryota, Metazoa, Arthropoda, Insecta, Hemiptera, Aphididae.
AUGACUUUUCAUCUAUUUAUUUAUUUUUAUAACAUAAGUUGCUGGAUACACGAGUCCCUUUACUCGUGGAUACUAUCGGGUCCAGUGUGUCUGUCGAUGUUGGCCAACCUCGUGUUUCUGAUCAACAUCGUCAGACUGUUGCUGGUCAAGUUGCACGCCCGACAGAUCACCAUGUCCAGUCCGAAGCACGUGGCUCCCAGGGAACGGGCGCAGUCGUUCAGCCUCCGGAGCUUCAAACGGAACAACUGCAGCGUGGACAGCUACGACAAGGCGCCAGCGUCGUCGAGUAGAACCGGAAAGGCGGUAAGGGCCACUCUCAUCCUGAUACCACUACUCGGGCUCCAGUACAUCGUCACGCCGUUCCGACCGGAACCCGGCACUUCCUGGGAACCCGUGUACCAGGUCACGUCCGCGGUGGUCGCCUCGUGCCAGGGUUUGUGCGUGGCUCUCUUGUUUUGCUUCUGUAACGGAGAGGUCCUCUCCGAAAUGAAGAAACGGUGGAAACACUGCUGGAUCAACAAGAACGGGUCGUGGAAUCCUUGCAUGAGAGGCACGUCCGUCUCCUCGCCGCAACACCACCCACGGCUGUUGGUGACCGAAGAUCAGCAGACCCAGAGGACCGGAAGCAUACAAGUUUUGCCGCGAAAAGAUUCUGCUGAAUGUUUUCAAAACGUUCAACUCUAG